Molecule: messenger RNA, 543 nt
Organism: Prunus mume (Japanese apricot)
Lineage: Eukaryota; Viridiplantae; Streptophyta; Magnoliopsida; Rosales; Rosaceae
Source: RefSeq, a predicted model, not a curated record
AUGGAGAUAGAUGUCAACUCUGCCACAAUCACCGAAGAUGAUUGGAGAAAUCAUAUCAUUACCUAUCUACGAUAUCCAACUUUGCCCUCUGAGAAGAGAGUCAGAAUCAUGGCUUUAAACUACCUUAUGUGGAAUGAAGAUUUGGUCCGAAAGAGAAAGGAUGAGGCCAUGCUGCUGGAACUGGAGGGAUUGGAUGCAAGCAGAAUUGACACUCUCAACAAACUCCUGGCAGGAAAACAGGCUGUAUCAAGGGCCUACAACAAGAGAGUCAGGAACAAGAGUUUUGAAGAAGGGGAGAUAGUCUGGAAAGCAGUUCUGUCCCUUGGAACCCAUGUGGCUGGUUAUGGAAAAUGGUCGCCUACAUGGGAAAGCCUUUUCAUAAUCAAUCAGAUCCUCGGAAUGGGGGCAUACAGGUUGCAGGAUAGGGAUGGAGAAAUUCAUACGGCCCCAAUCAAUGGCGAAUGGUUAAAAAAAUUUUAUCCAACCAUGUGGGAUUCGCAGGCUGUACAAACAGACCCUGGGAUAGACACAAGAUUACACUAA